Messenger RNA from Heterocephalus glaber (naked mole-rat), 3502 nucleotides. It is a transcript of the gene Mms19, whose product is annotated as MMS19 cytosolic iron-sulfur assembly component. The record is from RefSeq and is a predicted model, not a curated record. Gene Ontology annotation, cellular component: MMXD complex; cytosolic [4Fe-4S] assembly targeting complex. Lineage: Eukaryota; Metazoa; Chordata; Mammalia; Rodentia; Bathyergidae.
CGCGUGCGCGGAGAGGCUUGUCCCCUGCCACCUCCCACGGUCCCUGGCUAGCGUCAUGGCCGCCGCCGCUCUGGAGGCGGGAGUGCCUACAGGCGUUCUGUGGGGGCUCGUGCAAGACUUCGUCGUGGGUCAGCAGGAAGGUCCCGCUGACCAGGUGGCUGCAGAUGUGAAAUCCGGCAGCUAUACAGUGUUACAAGUGGUUGAAGCCCUUGGGUCCUCUCUGGAGAAUCCUGAACCCCAGACUCGGGCACGGGGUAUCCAGCUUUUGUCACAGGUGCUGCUCCAGUGUCACUCCUUGCUCCUGGAGAAGGAAGUGGUUCACCUGAUCCUGUUCUAUGAGAACCGGUUGAAAGACCAUCAUCUUGUGAUCCCAUCUGUCCUGCAGGGUUUGAGGGCACUUAGCCUUUGUGUGGGUCUGCCGCCAGGACUUGCUGUCUCUGUGCUUAAAGCCAUCUUCCAAGAGGUACAUGUACAGUCUCUGCUGCAGGUGGACCGACACACAGUCUACAAUAUCAUCACCAACUUCAUGCGAACUCGAGAAGAAGAGCUAAAAGGUCUAGGAGCUGACUUCACAUUUGGCUUCAUCCAGGUGAUGGAUGGAGAAAAAGAUCCCCGUAACCUUCUGGUGGCUUUCCGCAUUGUCCAUGACCUCAUCUCUAGGGAUUACAGCUUGGGACCCUUUGUGGAGGAGUUGUUUGAAGUGACAUCCUGUUAUUUCCCUAUUGAUUUUACUCCUCCACCUAAUGAUCCCCAUGGUAUCCAGAGAGAAGAUCUCAUCCUGAGUCUUCGAGUGGUGCUGGCUUCUACGCCACAGUUUGCUGAGUUCCUACUGCCCCUGUUGAUUGAGAAAGUAGAUUCUGAGAUUCUGAGUGCCAAGCUGGAUUCACUGCAGACUCUGAAUGCUUGCUGUGCUGUGUAUGGGCAAAAAGAACUGAAGGACUUCCUUCCCAGCCUUUGGGCUUCUAUCCGCAGAGAGGUGUUCCAGACAGCAAGUGAGCAGGUGGAGGCAGAAGGCCUGGCAGCCCUUCACUCCCUGACUGCGUGUUUGUCUCGCUCUGUGCUGAGUGCUGAUGCAGAGGACCUUCUUGACACCUUCCUUAGCAACAUUCUACAGGACUGCAGGCACCAUCUGUGUGAACCGGACAUGAAACUGGUAUGGCCUAGUGCCAAGCUGUUGCAGGCAGCUACAGGUGCAUCUGCCCGGGCCUGUGACCACAUUACCAGCAACGUACUGCCUUUACUUCUGGAACAAUUUCACAAGCACAGUCAGAGCAACCAGAGGCGGACAAUCCUUGAAAUGAUCCUGGGUUUCUUGAAGCUGCAGCAGAGGUGGAGCUAUGAAGAUAAAGAUGAAAGAACUCUGAGUGACUUCAAGGACCAGCUGUGUUCAUUGGUAUUCAUGGCCCUAACAGACUCCAGCGCCCAGCUUCAGCUUGUUGGCAUCCGUGCAAUCACAGUCUUGGGUGCCCAGCCAGAUUUCCUAUCUUCUGAGGACUUGGAACAGGCAGUGGGUCACCUGUACAGACUGAGCUUCCAGGAGGAGGAUUCCCAGAGCUGGGUGGCAGCACUGGAAGCCUCAGGAGCCCUGGCCACUCUCUACCCUGUGGCCUUCAGCAGCCAUCUGGUACCCAAGCUUGCUGAGGAGCUGCACAGAGGGAAGUCUAACUUAGCUAGAGGAGAUGGGUCAACCAAAUGCUCACAGCAUCUGCGCUGUCUGCAAGCUUUGUCAGCUGUUUCAACACAUCCCAGCAUCGUCAAGGAGACACUGCCUCUGCUGCUGGAGCAUCUCUGGAGGAUGAACAAAGGGAAUGUGGUUACAGGACCCAGUGACAUUAUUGCUGUCUGUCAGAGUCUCCAGCAGGUGGCAGAAAAAUGCCAGCAAGACCCUGAGAGCUGCUGGUAUUUCCAUCAGACAGCUGUACCUUGGUUGCUUGCUUUGGCUGUUCAGGCUUCCAUGCCAGAGAAGGAGCCCUCUGUUUUAAGAGAAGUGCUGUUGGAGGAUGCGGUCUUGGCUGCCAUGGUGUCUGUCAUUGGCACUGCCACUACUCACUUAACCUCUGAGUUAGCAGCCCAGAGUGUCACCCGCAUAGUGUCCCUCUUCUUGGACGGCAACACUUCCUUUCUGCCUGAAAACAGCUUCCCAAGCAGAUUCCAGCCAUUCCAGGAUGGCUCCUCGGGCCAGAGGCGGCUGGUUGCACUGCUUAUGGCCUUUGUGUGUUCCCUGCCUCAAAAUGUGGAAAUCCCUCAGCUGAACCAACUCAUGAGGGAGCUUUUGGAACUGAGCUGCUGCCACAGCUGCCCCUUCUCCUCCACUGCUGCUGCCAAGUGCUUUGCAGGACUCCUCAACAAACUCCCUGCAGGGCAGCAGCUGGAUGAAUUCCUGCAGCUGGCUGUGGAUGCAGUGGACAGUGGCCUGGGCUCUGGGCCCUUUCGUCAUCAGGCCUUCACACUGCUGCUCUGGGUAACAAAGGCCCUAGUACUCAGAUACCAUCCUCUCAACUCCUCCCUUACAGCUCGGCUUAUGGGCCUCCUGAGUGACCCAGAAUUAGGCCCAGCAGCAGCUGAUGGCUUUUCUCUGCUCAUGUCUGACUGCACUGAUGUGCUGACUCGAGCUAGCCAUGCUGAAGUGCGGAUCAUGUUUCGCCAGCGAUUUUUCACAGACAAUGUGCCUGCUUUGGUCCAAGGCUUCCAUGCUGCUCCCCAAGAUGUGAAGCCAAACUACCUGAAGGGUCUGUCGCAUGUACUCCACAGGCUGCCCAAGCCCGUGCUCUUGCCAGAACUGCCCACACUUCUUUCCCUGCUCCUGGAGGCCCUGUCCUGCUCUGACUCUGUGGUUCAGCUCUCUACCCUCAGCUGCCUUCAGCCUCUUCUACUGGAAGCACCUCAGGUCAUGAGUCUUCACGUUGACAUGCUGGUCACCAAGUUUCUGAACCUCAGCUCCAGCCCUUCCAUGGCUGUCCGGAUUGCUGCACUGCAGUGUAUGCAUGCUCUUACUCGCUUGCCCACUCCUGUGUUGCUGCCAUAUAAACCACAGGUGAUCCGGGCAUUAGCCAAGCCCCUUGACGACAAGAAGAGACUGGUGCGCAAGGAAGCAGUGUCAGCCAGGGGAGAGUGGUUUCUGCUAGGGAGCCCUGGCAGCUGAGCCCUUGUUCCUGAGCAAGUCUCGUCUGAUAAACAAUCUAAUUUGGAAUUACUAACUGUUGAGCCAUGUUGCCCAUGGCAGGGAGAUCACUGGCCUCUGCCUGCCUUUCCCAUAGAGUGCAAGUGCUGGGCCUCUGUUGCAUUGCUGUACAAGAAAUAUCAGAGUCCUGACUUUAAUAGAUUUGUGAAGUAGCUGAGCAAGAACUCUUGUGUUUGAAGAAAGAUCUUGGAUUAUGGGGCUCUUCGUAUCAGGCAAAGUGAGCUGUGCUACUGAAGGAUGAAUCCAGAUGAGUGUGGCCCUGAGGAUCAGGGAUGGUGAAUGUGUGUACCUAUUAGAGAAUAAAGAUUUCUUUGGGUAAUA